CGGACCGGUAGUGGAGUUGGCGCCGGGCGGUUUGCCUCGCUGUGUGGACAGGCGCGAUGGCGAGGCGUUGGACCGCGGCUGCGGCGGGAAGGAGUCCAGCGGUCGAGGCCUCUGAAGCCACCCCUUGAGCCGCCAUGCAAGCGUGGCUCCUGCUCACCGCGGUGCUCUGCCACCUCGCAGGAAGUGCCUGGCCGCGCUCCUCCCUGCUCGGUGAGCAAGGCCUCGUGUACGGCAAGGUGGGGCACCCAGUGAAAAUAUAUGUAAAAUUACAUCACAAUAGUCCAGUCCUUCUCUGUAUGGAUUCCCAACGUGCUAGUAAGGAAACAGUGGACCCCACAUACUUAUGGAUUGGGCCUAAUGAAAAAACAUUAACAGGAAAUAAUCGAAUCAGUAUUACAGAAACAGGAAAGCUGACUGUGAAGGAUUUUCUGGAGCUUUCGUCUGGGCUGUACACGUGUACUCUCUCUUAUAAGACGAUCAAGGCAGAAACCCAAGAAGAAACUGCAGUGAAGAAGAGAUACGACUUCAUGAUCUUUGGUAGGCAUACAGGCGCACUGCGUUAUGCAGCCUACCGGGAACCCGAUUAUACUUAUCAGAUGUCUGUACGCUUUACCACGAGGUCUUGCGUAGGAGGAUACAAUGACCAGCUCUUCAUGCUGCUGAGGAAAAUCUUGAAUAAUUUAAUCUCUGAUUUGUCAUGCCAUGUCAUAGAGCCGUCGUACAAAUGCCACAUUGUUAAAAUUCCAGAACACGAUCUCACACGUGAGCUAUUCAUAACCUUUCAAGUGAACCCUUUUGCACCUGGGUGGAGAGGUGCGUGCAAUGAGUCUGUGGAUUGCGAGGACGUCACUAACCGCAACAUCCUCAAGGCAAGAGAUCGUAUAGAGGAAUUUUUUCGGAGCCAAGCAAGUAUUUUUUACCGUAAUUUUAGUAAGACGGUACCAGUCAUGCACUUCGUGGACCACAGUCUCCACGUAGUUCGGACGGACAGCUGUCGGCCAGGCUUUGGAAAGAAUGAAGGUCUACACAGUAACUGUGCAAGCUGUUGUGUGGUCUGCAGUCCUGGGACUUUUAGUCCCGAUGUCGACGUCACUUGCCAGGUCUGCGUUUCUGUUCAUGACUACGGAGCUAAAUCUUGCCCAUAAACUUCGAAGAAAAGCCAGCAGUGUGAAGAGCAGCGGAGAACGCACCGCCACUUUCUUUUGGAAGUGGGGACGAAAGACGGCUUUUCACUGCCCCGAGCGGCGCGGCUGAUUCCAUAACCAGGGCCACUAAGGCCCAGACACAUUUCAGAGCCUUAAAGACUCAGCUGAUACGGCAUUUCCAGGAAAGCGUGUGACCCCACAUCUCCAGUGCACGAAGUUAAACAUCAGUGGAUGAUUUUUAAUAAGAUAUGCUUUGCAUUUUGCAAACUGAAUCUGUUGCUCUGUACUCAGGACUGUACUAAGGUCAA
This is a messenger RNA of Octodon degus (degu), 1453 nucleotides long. RefSeq names its product zona pellucida binding protein 2 (gene Zpbp2). Gene Ontology annotation, cellular component: zona pellucida receptor complex; acrosomal vesicle; extracellular region. Gene Ontology annotation, biological process: acrosome assembly; binding of sperm to zona pellucida. The transcript has 8 exons. The record is from RefSeq and is a predicted model, not a curated record. The coding region runs from base 135 to 1145 and encodes 336 amino acids. NCBI's taxonomy places the organism in Eukaryota, Metazoa, Chordata, Mammalia, Rodentia, Octodontidae.